AUGCUGGGUUCACAUGAUCAUUGAUCAGCACAAAAAAUUUGUGCGCAGUGCGUACUAACAUCCAACGUUUAAUCACAUUUAAAUUUUUUUAAUAUUAUUUAUAUUUCAGUUUAGUUUGUAUCGAUGUUCGGAAUGUUUUUCCAGAGAUCUGCAAGAGGGUUGGAGAGGUACUACAGUACCAAAUCCGUCAUCAAAGAUGUGACUGUUGUUGGCUCCGGCCUCAUGGGCUCGGGAAUUGCUCAGCCUAAUUGCAGGUGGCGGCUGCAGCGGGAAUGAAUGUGACACUGGUCGACCACUCCGACGACAUUCUGGACCGCGCUCUGGAACAUAUAGACAAAAGCUACAGCAAGAUUGUUGCGAAGCAGUAUCCACACGAUAAAGUAAAAGCGAAAACACUGGUGGAAGGCACGCUGUCUCGAAUCCGAACAGCCCGUGAUCCCUGCCAACCAGCCGGACAAGCGGAUUUGAUCAUCGAAGCCGUAGUUGAAAAUCUGGAACUGAAGAAGGAGCUUUUUAAGAGAUUGGACAAAACGGCAGCUAACCAUACAAUUUUUGCAUCGAACACCUCGUCGUUAUCGAUAACUGCGAUGGCGAGUGUGACGGAACGGAGAGAUCGCUUCGGAGGUUUGCAUUUCUUCAGCCCGGUGCCCAUGAUGAAACUUGUGGAGGUUGUGCGUUUGGAAACCACAAGCGAUGCAACGUUCGAUUCCUUAAUGGAUUUCGCUAAGAAAAUCGACAAAGUACCUGUUGCAUGCAAGGAUACACCUGGAUUCAUCGUGAAUCGUUUGUUAAUUCCUUACUCUCUGGAAGCGGUUCGCAUGGUGGAACGAGGGGAUGCUACAGCACAAGACAUCGACACCGCGAUGAAGUUGGGUGCUGGUUAUAAGAUGGGACCGCUUGAAUUGAUGGAUUUUACGGGAGUUGACUUAGCCAACAUGAUAAUGGAUGCAUGGGCCAAGGAUCACGGGCACAACCCUGUUUUUAAGACGAUACCUUUGAUUACGCAAAUGGUUAAGGAGGGUCGACUGGGAAGAAAAAGUGGAAAAGGAUUUUAUGACUAUACGGAGUCAUCUGAAAAAGCUGCUCAAGAAAAACAGAAGAUCAAAGCCAAGUGAUUAUUUGUAUUGCAUUAGCUUUUGAACAUACAUGUAUGGGGAACGAAUAAUGAUCGUAUGGACUUUAUCGAGCGAUGAAUUUUUUAAUUUUUGUGCUCCUUUGCCUUCGAUUUUGUAUGAUUCUGAGAUUGUUAUAUUUUUUUUAGAUUGUUAUUGCUAUGAGCAGCCAUAAAUCACUGAAAUUUC
Molecule: messenger RNA, 1301 nt
Organism: Paramacrobiotus metropolitanus
Lineage: Eukaryota; Metazoa; Tardigrada; Eutardigrada; Parachela; Macrobiotidae
Product: hydroxyacyl-coenzyme A dehydrogenase, mitochondrial-like
Exons: 8
Coding region: 273-1115 (280 amino acids)
Biological process (GO): fatty acid beta-oxidation
Cellular component (GO): mitochondrion
Molecular function (GO): (3S)-3-hydroxyacyl-CoA dehydrogenase (NAD+) activity; NAD+ binding
Source: RefSeq, a predicted model, not a curated record